Messenger RNA from Durotheca rogersii, 1794 nucleotides. RefSeq names its product Leo1-like protein-domain-containing protein. Gene Ontology annotation, biological process: positive regulation of transcription elongation by RNA polymerase II; transcription elongation by RNA polymerase II. The transcript is spliced from 2 exons. Bases 248 to 1531 code for a protein of 427 amino acids. Gene Ontology annotation, molecular function: RNA polymerase II C-terminal domain phosphoserine binding. Gene Ontology annotation, cellular component: nucleus; Cdc73/Paf1 complex. The record is from RefSeq and is a predicted model, not a curated record. NCBI's taxonomy places the organism in Eukaryota, Fungi, Ascomycota, Sordariomycetes, Xylariales, Xylariaceae.
AUGCGCCAAUCGGCCAAUGCAAUUGCGAUUCCUUUCUAUCCGCGACUCACUCUGCCACUACACCUGCACUACCUAACCUACCUCUCUUCCACCUAUUCAUCUCUGCCGCACGAGAAUUACAGAUGCGAGCACCCAUUUCAUCUCACGUCACAUUGAAUCCAACCAGACCCUUCUCCAUUGCCGGCUCUUUUUCCCUCAGGCCUAUCUACGACGCCCCAUUGGCCUGCUAAAGCGCGUUGACUGUGUCAUGUCCGACUCUGAGGACGCGGUCAGCCUCCCCGAUGAGAGUGGUGGCGACCUCUUCGGGGACGAUGACAACCAAGCUCAAUCCGACCAGGACGGGGGACUCAGCGACCGCGAGCUGGGAUCGGAGCCGGAUGAGGGCGAGAGCCGCGCGCGCGACGAUGGCGUCGACGACGCGGAGGAGGACCAAGAGGUCCAGAUGAAGCGCAUUAUGGGUGUGACGGUCCAUCGACACAGGACGCCGAGAACUAAGGAUGGUUUCUUGCAAUCGAUGAAAGUGCCGUAUUUCCUCAAGUUCCAGGCCGAGGAAUACAAGCCCGAGACGUUCGAGCCGAGCGAGUGGGAUAUACAGAACGCGCGUUCCGAUAAGCGCAAGAACGUCGUUCGCUUCCAGCGCGAUCCGGAGACCGGGGAGCUCAAGAGCAAUGCGGCAAUCUACAGGUGGAGCGAUGGGUCCCUCUCCAUGUCCGUCGGCAGCGACCAUUACGAGAUACAGAAGAAGAGCAUGGCGCCACCGGCGGGAAAGCCGCAGUACGAGGAGCGGGACGAUGCUCACUACUACGUCGCCGCCGCCCAUAUCACCAGUGAGCUGUUCUUGACUGUCGGCCACGUCUCAGAGCAGUACACGGUCAACCUGAGUUCGACCCUCCAAGACGAGGCUACCCUCAAGUUCAACCGAGCCAUGGCGGAAGCCGCACGCGCCAGAAACAGCGGUGCCGGUAUGAUCAUCACGACCACGAAGAACCCGGAGCUCCAGAAGCGAGAGGCGGAGUUGGCGGAGAAGGAGCAGCUCAAGGCACAGAGAAGACGAGAGACGGCGGCCGCACGUCUUGAUGGUAGUAGGGCCGGAGCCUACAAGUCUGGUGGGCUAUCCAUCGGCGACCUGGAGAGCGGGCGGAGAGCGGGCGGCCCUCGGAAGCGAGGUGUGCCGGGUUCCUCGAAGGGCAAGCGGCGCAGGCCGGAAUACGACUCAGAUGACGACUUCCCAUCCGGCGGUCGCCGCCAGAAUGAAUACGACCGUGAGGAUGAUUUCAUUGCACCCAGCGACGAGGAAGGCGCGAGCGAGGAAGAGGAAGAGGAGGAGGAGGAGGAGGACAUCCUCGACGACGACGACGACGACGACGAGGGUCCCCCUCGAAAGAAACGGCAGAAGACAGCCGAUGCGGAGGAUGACGCCGACGCCGACGCCGAUCUCGACGACGUAGAUGCGCCGGCUCCGGCGGCAGAGUCGUCUCGAGUAAGACGACGUCGCGUCGUUGACGAGGACGAAGACGAAGACGACGAGUAGGGGAAUAUAGCGGACAGGACUUGGGGUCACAACCACGAGCGAUGGCCAGAAUUUCCUGUACCCAUCAUAGGCCGUAACAUGUGUGCCUCGACCUCGCGAUUUCUUCGGACCUGGCUAUGUUCUAUGAUGGAUCUACACCCCCGAAGCCUCGGGAGGUCUGGCAAGGCAUGAUGGGCGAAAUGAGCCUGAGAACUGUAUCACAUUGCUGGUAGCGUCGAUUCUAUCAAUCAAUAUAAUAGAGCGGAGACGAGACUUGACUGAUA